Molecule: messenger RNA, 1154 nt
Organism: Manduca sexta (tobacco hornworm)
Lineage: Eukaryota; Metazoa; Arthropoda; Insecta; Lepidoptera; Sphingidae
Exons: 5
Coding region: 78-1043 (321 amino acids)
Cellular component (GO): extracellular region
Molecular function (GO): chitin binding
Source: RefSeq, a predicted model, not a curated record
GCUUGUGUUUUUUUAAACAUUUCAAAACAAAACAUGCUAGUAAUUUGUCGUAUUGUUUAUUGAUCAGACGUGAGAAAAUGUGGGCGAAAAUAAUUUUAAUAUGUGCCUGGACUAUUUUGGCCAGUUGUUUCGACUUGAGCGGCGCAGUGAACGGUAACCGCAUGGCAGGAGUACCUCUGGGCAUCUCGCACGGCGUCGGCGAGCUGGAUGUCGAAGGAAUCUGCAUACAGCCGGGAAUGGCGUGCCAGAACUGCACGCAUUCCGUCACCUGCGUUCCGAUACCCGGCGGAUGGCUCAAGUUGCCUUUAGAAGAAUGUCCUUUUGGAACAACCUGCAACGCUCACCAACGAGGCUGUUCUCAGCAACCGGUGCCAGAGUGUGACUCUGACAGCCAACAAUUCCAACAUCGUUGCGAACAAGUAGGCAUAUUCCCUGAUGCCUAUGACUGCAGGAAAUUCCAUCUUUGCUCGCCGCCAGAAGGCAUACCCGACGGCCGGCCGGCGGACCACAGAGUUGCUCUGUGUCCCAGACACUAUGGAUACAACCCGCAAACCGCACAAUGCUCGAUACCAUUAAGGAACGGUCAAUGUGAAGAAAGACCAGUCCCGAUUCCAGAAUGCAAGGAAGCGGGUACAUACGGUGUCUUGCCAGCCAGUCCAAAUUUCUACUUCGUAUGCCUUUUAAGUCAAGAUCAAGUCUUCUAUCCACAAAUUUUCCUGUGCCCACACGGCUGGUUCUUCUAUAAUGGGUACUGCUACCCUGAAAUGAAAGGAAUUGUGCCUGUAGUAACUACACCUGUGGACAGCAAAGAAUCUACAGAAAAAACUAGUGAAGUGAUAACUGAAACGGUUAAGGAUGAAACAACGAGCACGCGUUCCAAAAUAGAAAGCUUUUUCUCAACUGAACGAGCCACAACUUACGCCGCCGAUACAUUCUUGGCAGAUAAAUUUGAUCUUUCUAACUAUGAAUCCACUGACGAUGUAGCUCCAAGCACGAAUGACGAUUUCGUAAAUUCCUUCGAGAAUACUAAUGAUUUUUGGUGAUAUGUUUUAGUUGUAAAGAUAUAAUUUAUUGAUGCUCCGCUCCUUUUAGUCAUAGCGUGAUGAUAUAUAGCCUGUACCCUUCCUCAAUAAAUGGGGUAUCCAAUACUAAAA